UAUCGAAUACAUCUCACUUCUCACCAUUUUCGGAGCUUUCCGCGAUGGGCGACCAAAGACGGCAAGGACUCCGAGACCGUCCUUCCUGCAAGCCCUGCCGAGACCGCAAAGUCCGCUGCAACCGGAGGCUCCCUUGCUCGCAGUGCACCCGUUUAGAGCUCUCGUGUGUUUUCGAGGCCAGAACGAGGAGAGCACCUGUCAAUGCACGAUCGGUCAAAUCUUCUUCGCCUUCCGACUCGAAUGAAGCGCCGUCUUGUGAAGGCACUGCAGAUCGUCAAGCUACUGGCGGACCAUCAUCUCAUCUUCCAACGGGGCAGACGAUACAGCCAACGAACCAAGACGUUCUUGAUAGACUUGCCCGAGUUGAAGGGCUAUUGUCCUAUCUUGUUUCCACUCUUCGCAAUGGAGCCCCAGUGAGAGACUGGGGUGAGCAGAGUCAACAUGCGACGGACCCCGUUCCGGUCCCGCCAGUCCUGCCAUCACAAGAAGUACUCGUCGGAGAUGGAGAGAGAGGAAAUUUUGUAGAUGACUCGGUCUUCGUUGGGUUGUUCCUCGGGGUGAUAUUUGGAGCAAAUUCUAGUCCGAAAACCACAUGCUGAUAUUUCCUAGGACCCGCCUAGACAGCGGCCCAUCGCCGGCACCAAGACAAGAGAUCCUGUGACCAACGCAACGACUCACCAUAUAUCUCCCCAUUAUGGCAU
Molecule: messenger RNA, 701 nt
Organism: Colletotrichum godetiae
Lineage: Eukaryota; Fungi; Ascomycota; Sordariomycetes; Glomerellales; Glomerellaceae
Exons: 1
Coding region: 45-599 (184 amino acids)
Biological process (GO): regulation of DNA-templated transcription
Molecular function (GO): zinc ion binding; DNA-binding transcription factor activity, RNA polymerase II-specific
Source: RefSeq, a predicted model, not a curated record